CACCGCAAACCGCUCUUGACAGAACUGGCGCUAAUGCUUAAGUUAAAACAUGCGCCCUCAUGCCCCAAUGUCAUGAAGAUGUGUGACUGGUAUGAGACUAGACACGAUUACAUGCUCGUGUUGUCGGUUUACCCACUGCACAGCGAAUCCUUGUGGGUUUUUAUUAAUCGUCUUGGAAGACUUACUGAAAGCGCAGCAAGACAUCUAAUGCGUCAGGCGGUACUGGCAGUGCAACACUGUCUGGAUUAUGGAGUUUUCCUUACAAACCUCCAUGUCGGAAACUUCUUGGUGCAGCAAUCAACAAUGAACCUGAAGUUAUUUGAUUUUGAGAUUGGAUGUAAUUUCAGAAACGAGGCCUAUAAUUACUACGACUUUAUAGGAGCUGCAUGUUGCACCCCGCCUGAGAUCAAAACGGAUAGGAAAUUCCACGCCAUGCCAGCAAACGUCUGGGCCUUAGGUGCUUUGCUGUACUUCAUGGUGCAUGGAGCCUUCCCCUAUCCUGUAAAUGACUUUUAUUGCGGGAAUCUGAAGAUAAAUGAGAAGCGUUUAUCAAAGGAAAUCUGUGAUCUGAUCAAAUGGUGCAUGGCCCUGAAACCAAGUGAUCGUCCGACGUUCGAGCAGAUCUUAGAUCAUGACUGGCUUAAAACGGAGCCUAGCGAAGAAGCGAUACUCUUAUACAAAAUGAUGGCGCAUAACUAUAAACAUGAAUAUAAAAAGGAUAAAGCUUAAUGACUGAAGGAGAGGAGAAUGAUGGGAGAUGCUGUUUUCAUCAUCCGGAGACGUAUGGAGUUUGCUAAUCAUUUUCUACAACCAGAAACCGAGAAUAGCAUGGACAUUAAAACAAUUACAAGAGAGACGAGCCAUUAUUUAAAACAGGAAUUUCUGCAUAAUGUUAUAUUUCAGCCUCAGACGUCACGACCACAGACCGCUGGCUGAACGUCUGAUGCAGAUCCUGUCUCGUCCUUCAACACAUUAAAUCAAAAUAUUUUAAUUCUUUUAAUUCUUAAUGUUUUUAUUUUUUAAAGUUGUAUAAUAUAUUAUCUAAUAUAUAUAAUAUGUCCUCUAUAGAAUCAACUAUGUCUGGCUCUCUCUCUUUAGGGUUUUUUUCUCUUAGGAGUUUAGGGAGUCAGCUUACAUUGGCUUAACUUAGAUCUCUCUUCUAUACAUUAUCACAAUGCUUGAUAGUUCAGUUUAAUCUGUACUUUGCAACUUUUGUUGUCCCUUGAUUUUUCUGUGUUUUUUCUUUUUUUAUUAAUGUAAAGCUACUUUGAAAUAAUUAAGCAAUUGUGAAAAGUGCUACAGUAUAUAAAUAAAAUUGAUUUGAAUGUGGAAGAGUUUUCUUUAACAGAUGUUUUAAUUUGCUUUAUUUACUGUUUUAUUUGAUCAAACUGAUUAACUUGGGUAACUUAUGUACAUGUUUUUCAUAUGCAAUAUCAAACCCUUGACCAUGGUAUAAAAUACUGUGAGUUAACUUAGUAAAUCCAAUCAGACACAAUGUUAAACCUGAUGUUGUUUUAAAACAAAUAAAUAAGUACACUUGACCUAAACCUUGAAAUAUAACCUUCUUUUCUCUGUGUUUUAGUUUAAUUUGCAUGAUUUCUCUCAA
Paramisgurnus dabryanus is the source of this 1606-nucleotide messenger RNA. Its product is annotated as serine/threonine-protein kinase pim-3-like. Gene Ontology annotation, cellular component: cytoplasm. The record is from RefSeq and is a predicted model, not a curated record. NCBI's taxonomy places the organism in Eukaryota, Metazoa, Chordata, Actinopteri, Cypriniformes, Cobitidae. Gene Ontology annotation, biological process: negative regulation of apoptotic process; protein autophosphorylation; regulation of mitotic cell cycle. Gene Ontology annotation, molecular function: ATP binding; protein serine/threonine kinase activity.